UAGUAGUCGCUCAGCAGAGAGGAGAGAGGAAGAGGGAGAGGAGCAGAAGCGCUUGUCUGGUCCUGUUUGAACUCCUCCUCUUCUUUACUGCAGCCCCUCUAGGUGACACUAGGUGAGUCCAGGUUUACACUUUGACAGACCGAGCCUAUACCUUUUCUUUACAUCCAGGAAGAAGGAAAUGGAGUAAAAGUCAUGGACAGAGAAGGAGAACUCAGAAGAAGUUAGCGCCUCCAGUGAAGUCCCAUUUGUUGAAAGGAAAGAGGAGAGGAAGAAGAAGGAGGAAGAGGAUGGGGAUGGAUUUCAGCACUCUGCGGACCCUCAUCAGCAGAUAUUGUGUUGGUGAGGAGAACUGGGUGGACAGCAGGACCAUUUACAUCGGACACAAGGAGCCUCCUCCAGGAACAGAGGCCUUUAUACAGCAAAGAUUCCCCGACAACAGAAUAGUCUCCUCCAAGUACACGUUUUGGAACUUCGUCCCGAAGAAUAUGUUUGAGCAGUUCAGGAGAGUCGCCAACUUCUACUUUCUCAUCAUAUUUCUGGUUCAGUUGAUCAUCGACACUCCCACCAGUCCCAUCACCAGCGGGCUGCCGCUCUUCUUCGUCAUCACGGUCACCGCAAUUAAGCAGGGUUAUGAGGACUGGUUGAGACACAAAGCAGACAACUCUGUCAACCACUGUCCCGUCCACGUUGUGCAGCACGGGAAAGUAGUCCGCAAACAAAGUCGCAAGCUCAGGGUUGGAGAUGUCGUCUUGGUGAAAGAAAACGAGACUUUCCCCUGCGACCUCAUCCUCCUGUCCACGUCUCGAGAUGACGGGACCUGCUACGUUACUACAGCCAGUCUGGACGGAGAGAGCAGCCACAAGACAUACUUUGCAGUUCAGGACACCAAAGCUUACAACACAGAGAAGGAGGUGGACUCCAUCCACGCUACUAUAGAGUGUGAACAACCACAGCCGGACCUGUACAAGUUUGUAGGCCGUGUCAACGUCUACAUGGACAAUGAGCCAGUGGCCAGGCCGUUAGGAUCAGAGAACCUGCUGCUGCGAGGAGCCACGCUCAAGAACACUGCGCACAUCUAUGCGGUCGCCAUCUACACCGGCAUGGAAACCAAGAUGGCUCUCAACUACCAGACCAAGACUCAGAAACGCUCUGCAGUGGAAAAGUCAAUGAAUGCCUACCUGGUGGUCUACCUGUGCAUCCUCAUCGGCAAGGCCCUCAUCAACACGGUGCUGAAGUACGUGUGGCAGGCCGACCCCAACAGAGACGAGCCCUAUUACAACGACAGGACAGAAGCAGAGAAAGAGAGACACAUCGUGAUCAGGGCGUUCACAGACUUCUUGGCCUUCAUGGUUCUUUUCAACUACAUCAUCCCCGUCUCCAUGUACGUCACCGUGGAGAUGCAGAAGUUCCUGGGCUCCUACUUCAUCAUGUGGGACGACGAGAUGUUCGACGAGGAGCUGGGGGAGAGAGCCGUGGUCAACACGUCGGACCUGAACGAGGAGCUGGGACAGGUGGAGUACGUGUUUACAGACAAGACAGGGACUCUGACAGAGAACAACAUGGAGUUCAUCGAGUGUUGUGUGGACGGACACGUUUACGUACCUCAAGCUAUCUGUAACGGACAGGUGAUGCCUGGUGCAACAGGUAUGGACAUGAUCGACACAUCGCCAGGUCCCGGGGCCAGGGACCACGAGGAGCUGUUCUUCCGGGCGCUGUGUCUGUGCCACACGGUGCAGGUGAAGGAAGAGGAGACGGUGGACGGGAUCAAGCACGGCAUCCACCAGGGCAAGUCCACCUCCUUCUACAUCUCCUCCUCUCCGGACGAGGUGGCGCUGGUGGAGGGCAUGAAGAGGCUCGGGUUCACCUACCUGAGACUCAAGGACAGUCACAUGGAGAUCUUGAACAGGAACGAUGAGAUCGAGAGGUUUGAGCUGCUGGAUGUUUUGACAUUCGACUCAGUCAGACGGAGGAUGAGCGUCAUUGUCAGGUCCAGCACUGGUGAGCUCUAUCUGUUCUGUAAAGGCGCAGACUCCUCCAUCUUCCCCCGGGUCGUAUCAGGCAAGGUGGAUCAGGUCAGAGCUCGGGUGGAGCACAACGCAGUGGAGGGUCUGCGGACACUCUGUGUUGCCUACCGGCCUCUGAAUCCCGAGCAGUACCAGGAGGUUUGCCACCUGCUGAACGGGGCCAGGUUGGCCCUACAGGACCGAGACAAAAAGCUGGCCGAGGCCUACGACAUCAUCGAGAAAGACCUGAUACUGCUGGGAGCCACUGCUGUGGAGGACAGGCUCCAGGAAAAAGCGGCAGACACCAUCGAGUCUCUCCACAAGGCAGGCAUGAAGGUGUGGGUGCUGACCGGUGAUAAGAUGGAGACGGCGGCUGCGACCUGCUACGCCAGCAAGCUGUUUCACCGCAACACCCAGAUCCUGGAGCUGACCACCAAGCGCACCGAGGAGCAGAGCCUUCACGACGUCCUGUUUGACCUGAGCAGGACCGUCCUGAGGCAGCACGGAGGCAUGACCAGGGACACCUUCUCCGGUUUAUCAGGUGACUGUACGGACUACGGUCUGAUCAUCGACGGGGCCACCCUCUCCGCGGUGAUGAGGCCCACCCAGGAGGACUCCAACUCAGGGAACUACAAAGAGAUCUUCCUCGAAAUCUGCCGCAACUGCAGCGCCGUGCUCUGCUGUCGAAUGGCGCCGCUCCAGAAAGCACAGAUUGUGAAGCUGAUCAAAGCCUCCGAGGAGCACCCGAUCACGCUGGCCGUCGGAGACGGAGCCAACGAUGUCAGCAUGAUCCUAGAGGCCCACGUUGGCAUCGGCAUCAUGGGUAAGGAGGGUCGCCAGGCAGUGAGAAACAGUGACUACGCCAUCCCAAAGUUCAAACACCUCAAGAAGAUACUGCUCGUCCACGGACACUAUUACUACAUACGCAUCUCUGAACUAGUGCAAUACUUCUUCUACAAGAAUGUCUGUUUCAUCUUCCCCCAGUUCCUCUACCAGUUCUUCUGUGGCUUCUCACAACAACCGCUGUAUGAUACAGCCUACUUGACUCUGUACAACAUCAGCUUCACCUCGCUGCCCAUCCUGCUCUACAGUCUCAUAGAGCAGCACAUUAACAUGGACAUCCUGAAGAAGGACCCGUCUCUCUAUAGAGAUAUUGCUAAGAACUCUUUGCUGCAGUGGCGCAUCUUCAUAUAUUGGACCAUCCUGGGCGUGUACGACGCCAUCGUGAUGUUCUUCGGUGCUUACUUCCUGUUUGACAACACCACCUUCACCAGCAACGGACAGCUAAUGACAACCAACACACAGAUGAUGUUUGGAAACUGGACAUUUGGGACGCUGGUCUUCACUGUGCUCGUCUUCACUGUUACAUUCAAGUUGGCUCUAGAUACUCAUUACUGGACCUGGAUCAACCAUUUUGUCAUCUGGGGCUCACUGAUUUUCUUUGUGGUCUUCUCUCUGCUGUGGGGAGGAAUCAUCUGGCCCUUCCUCAACUACCAGAGGAUGUACUAUGUGUUCAUGCAGAUGUUGUCCAGCGGUCCGGCCUGGCUCAGCAUCAUCCUUUUAAUAGCAGCCAGUCUGCUGCCAGAUGUGCUGAAGAAGGUCAUCUGGAGGGCACUGUGGCCAACCACCACUGAACGCAUACAGAACGCUGACAAACUCUACAAGGGCCAGCUGUCCGAGUUCACCCCCCUGGCGUCUCUCCACGCCCCGUCCAAGGCUGUCCGCCACCGGCGAGGCUCGGGCAACCAAAGGAACGCCCCUCGAAGGUCUGAACCCUUUAGCAAGAAAACCAUGUUCACGCGCUGGCAAAGAACGCCAGACUACCGCACCUUCACCCCCCUCCUCCGAUUCGCCGACGGCUACCGCCACUCGAAGCAGGGAUACGCCUACAGCGAGGCGGGGCCAGAGACCUCAGUCUAAUUUAUUUCUAUUCUUACAUUCUGAUAUUAGAUACAUUAGAAGCUGAACUGUACGAUGGAGUAAUUUAAUAAGUCGGUCCAGGAGCUGACCAGAAAGUACCCGAAGGUAACUCAUUUAUUUAUGUCACUGGAGUCAAAUAGGUGACUACUAAUAGCAGAUAAUCCAUCUAUAAGGGAUCACAAUGAAAGUGACCUUCACAACAAGUCAGCAGCCAAGUGUGGCACAAAGCACUAUGGGACGGCUCUGGAAAGGACUCCAUCCACAGGGCCUCGCUCGCCGCCGCGGCGUGCAAAGGGCUCAGCGUACCGAUGUCACAACAAACUCUUAAAUCUCUGAAAAGAUGUGCACUGGCCCUUUACGUCUGCCUGCCUUUCAUAGCUGGCAGCCGAAGUGUACUUUAUAGGACUUUUUAAAUGACGUGUCGUGAUCGUGCUGCUGCUGCUGCUGCUGAUGAUGAAGACAGUAACAGUGCUUUAGCCAGCUGGAGCUUUCGCUGACCAAACAUUUUCUUUUCUUCAUUCCUACCAUCUCUCUCUCUCUCUCUGUCUGUUCUGCCUCUUUUUAGGACUAACUGGUGUUGCCUGUGUGCAAACCUCUUAUCCCGAAAUACUCCCUAGGACUCUCUACAGCACUGUAAGGACGGGCGUAGUAGAGCAGUAGAGUGUUGGAGACGUAGAUCUGAGGCGGUCUUUUUUUCUGUUUUAAUAUUAUGAAAGAAAGACCGACUUUAGCUGCUCAUCCAACACUUAAAGCUUUCCCAUGUAGGUAGUCUAGAGAGUAACUGGUGGAACAGAUAUGUGUGUGUCUGUGUGCUGCUAGCAGCUGUGUUAGUGUGUGUUGCAUUCAUCUCUGCAGGUUCUGUCUUAUUGUCUUUAAAGCACUUUAACUCUAGACCUUCUUCUUCUUAUAUGUAUCUAUAAUGCUAUAAACAAAGUUUUUAUGGCUUAGAAAUAGUAGAAAUUGCUCUAUGACGGCUUCCCAGCUGUUUCUCAAUGCCUUAAUGUCACCUUGUAAAUACCACAUUAUUAUUAUUAUUCUCAGAGACCUUUUACCAAAGAAACUGAAAGACAAUAUGACAUCUAGAUAAAGUGUGUGAUCCACAGGUUAUAUGUAAACACUUCAAAUGAAAGUAGCCAGCUGGAAAAAAUAUGAAAUUAAGUGGAAAUCUUUAAGGAAAUUAAAAAAAUAUGAUGGCAGAAAAAUGCAGCUCUCUAAAUGUGAUGUUUAAAACCUCAUGCAUGUCAGAGCUUUGAUUUUUAAUUGCAUAUUACUGUAUUUUACCUUACUCGCGUUCACUUUCCUCAAAGCACCUUAAAAAUGAACAGAGAAACGUGUCCUUAUUGAGAUAAUUGUAACACAACAAAAGGAUUCUAUUAAGUGCCCCAAACUACUUGAUGCCUUAAAUACACGUACAGUAUUUAUGAGAUUUGAUCGUUUGACAUCAGAAGUGUGGACUCCAGUCACAAAUUUGAUGACUUUAGACUCAACAUGGACUUGACCCUUUUGACUUGAAAAUACUUGAUACACCAGAUCCAUAUUAUUCGAACCAAUCCGACGACACCCAAUCAAGUUGCAGCAGAGAACCAUGAAGAACUAACGUUACGUUACUGAGCGCCAGUUGGAAAGAAAAUGAUACCAAAGAUAAUUUCUGUCACGUACAAAAACUAUAGGUCUGAAAAUGAAAGGCAGUCUGCAAAACAUGCGGAUCGUAAAUUACAGAUGGAGACGUAAAUGGCGUUACAUUUGGUGAAGAGCGCAUUAUGACUUGUUUAGGACUCAAAACUCAAAGUUCAGGUCUUGGGACUUGUCAGUCUUGAGUUGGGACUUGAACGCAAAGACUUGAGUCUUACUUGUGACUUGCAAAACAAUGUAAAUUCCCCAGAUGUCAAACUAUUUCUAGAGAUAUAAACUCCUAUGAUAGAAACGUUAUGCACCCAAAAGAAAUUUGGGUAUCAGACAUUCAUUCAUUCAUUUGUUAUUUUAUUCUAAUGGGAUUCUCUACCCCUUCACAGUGCAGUCUUUGAGAUCUGUCUCACACUUUCCUGCUUCAUCAUUUAUCCUGUUUAUCUUUCUCUCCAGCUGUCUGUCUCUCUCUCUUCUUGUCUUCCUCUCAUUCUAUGGUGAAGUGAUGCCGAUGUGGACGUUUUGCUACCUCUGUGAGAGCCGCCUCCACCCGUCUGAUCAUCCCCUCUUCUGCAUCUUCUCGGCCAUCCAUCUGUCCAUCUGUCCACUGAGUAGAAACAAUGUUUUUUUCUACUCUACUUUUACUAGUACUUCUCUGAAACCAAAGCCUUGUUGCUGCUAGAUCUACUUUUAGCUGCUUUACAGUAGGUGCCUUGUGGUUAGCUUCUCUGUCUCUGUCUUCGCUUGCUUUACGGUAAACUAAUAAUAGGCAUUUGGAUCGUACAGAUGAUGGAUGUGUGGAUGCAUGACUGAGGAGUGACUGAGAGAAUGGGUACGUGAGUGAAAUGUUUAUGUAAAAAUCAGUUUUACACAGGUAAUACUGUCCAAGGAGACUUAAUCGGAACAAACACAGCACUGAAAUAUUACAAGUGAUACGCGAUCGAUGUCCAGCUGAAUUACUUCUUGCACCAAAACAUUCAGUGAGUUACGUUGAAUAUCUGUUUUUUAAUCCAAAUGUUUUAUAUAUAUGUCCAAGAGGACAGAAUCUGUGUCUGAAAUGUUAUUUUUAUUCUUUUCUAUUAUGUGUAAUGUGUAAAAUUGAGUGGUCGGAGCACACUGGAAAGAUAUCAGUCGGAUGUUGUCAUAUUUGAAUGAGAUAGAAAACUUGAAGAGCUCUGUUUGAUUGAUCAGUGCUACAAACUGGGAUUUUUUUUAUAUAUAUAUAUAUUCUGUUGUUUCCAUUUUAUUUAACAUCUGACUUCUAGGAAUUCUGUUUUUUUUUAUUUCAAUAUUUAUAUCAGAUUACAGUAAAGCAAAGGGGUUCUCACAUUGUCCUAUUCUGUGGUAAAAUCCAGCUUCAUUUGCAUAUUAAAGGGUCACUUCAACCAAAUGACAACGCAUAAAAAAACAACUUUAGUUGCAUCCGACCAUGCAGAUUGGAACUACAUUCUACUAAAGAAGUCAAAUCCCAACUUUGUCAGACCCCUCUGCGUCACUUUUCGGUCGCAGUAAACACUUAAUGUUGCGAAGUAAACAAAAACACUUGUUUAGGAUUAGGCAAUAAAAACACUAUAGUUUGGUUUAAGAAAAAAUGGUUGGGCUUAAAACUAAGUUUGCACACUGAAGAUGAUGUGAUGCAACGGGACAUGAACAGCGGUCUCCUGGAUGAAAUCCUCGUGUUUGUUGGACCCACCCGCCCGGUGUGUCUUUUCACUCUUAAAGCUACGUCAUCGCACACCCAGCACACUUUCCCUGAGCGUUUAAUGUUGACGCAGAGCGGUUUACAUUGUAGUUAAUGGAAAGCACGGUGCGUCUCUAACCGAGCGUCGGUAUCUAGCGCCAAGGGCCGUGACAUAGCGUCGGUAUUUGACGGCCAAGGAAGUCCCAAUGUGGAUUACUGAUAUCUCACAACCAAAUAAAACCAAAACUAUCUGCAUGGAUACCUCAGGUUGAAAUAUUGCCUUGCAUGUAAAUGACCCACUGCAACAAAAGUGGCCUCAGAGCACCAGCCAUGUGGUAGUGAAUAAGUAUUACAGUCGUCCUAGUUUUGCAUUCAAAAGUCCCUCCGUCACAAUUGCAAAAUCCGUUAUUGGAAAUGAAAGUUUCUCUCUUUCUAUCCACAAACGAAAUCCUUUAUUGUGGGAGAAUCACUUCUAAUAACUCAUUUGGACCACGAACACAUAAGCCUUUAUUCUUUAUGAUUGAAGUCUGACUGAAUUUUGGCAUUUAAAAGCAUCUGAGGUUCAGAUAAUUAUUGCCAUAACCAAUCUUCUCUGUGUGAGGUCAUCUGUCGAAGAGAUAGUCAGGUACUUCCUGUUUCUUUGUCUGUUGGAGAGUAGUUAGCUACUGUAGUGUUUUUUUGUAUAUAUGUUAGAGAUCAUGUUACCUUUUUUUUACGCUCUGGAGACAGUAUUUGAUGUGUGUCUUAUUUAUGUAGAAAAGUAUUCGAACAACCAAACUGACAAAACAACACUGGACAUGUAUGUAUGUAUGUGUGCAGCUUUAAUGCUUAAAACAAGAGAUUAGAUACACCCCUGCACUGAACCGUCUGGUCUGGUUGACACUCUGCUGUAGAAACUUUCAAAGCCAUUUAACGGCAGAUUUACUGUACCGAUCGCUCUCGUCCUACUACUGUCCCGAUCUUUCAAGACAACCUAAACUGACAGCCUUCGAAAACAGAAUGUCAUCUUUCUCUUUUAUUAUUGUAUAGUGUUACAUUUCUCAUUAACCAACAGUAUCUAUAAAUCGCUGUACACUCAGAUGCAGUAUAUAUAUAUAUACAAUAUAUAAAUGUAGUUAUGUUAAUUGAUGUACAGUUUUGGGGUCUUUUUAUAUACAGUUUUUAACAGAGUCAUAUCGAGAUUUACUUGUGGAUUUUUGCCAACCUUUCUGUAGCAAUCGAUGGCAAAACUACUGUACAUUUGCUUGAAAAUAAAAGCCAGAAAUGGAAAUAUAAAAA
Sebastes umbrosus (honeycomb rockfish) is the source of this 8505-nucleotide messenger RNA. RefSeq names its product ATPase phospholipid transporting 11A (gene atp11a). Lineage: Eukaryota; Metazoa; Chordata; Actinopteri; Perciformes; Sebastidae. The record is from RefSeq and is a predicted model, not a curated record. Gene Ontology annotation, biological process: phospholipid translocation. Gene Ontology annotation, molecular function: magnesium ion binding; ATP binding; ATPase-coupled intramembrane lipid carrier activity. Gene Ontology annotation, cellular component: endoplasmic reticulum; plasma membrane; trans-Golgi network. The transcript has 31 exons. Bases 288 to 3923 code for a protein of 1211 amino acids.